Cryptotermes secundus is the source of this 2714-nucleotide messenger RNA. RefSeq names its product DNA replication licensing factor Mcm6 (gene Mcm6). Bases 174 to 2618 code for a protein of 814 amino acids. Gene Ontology annotation, biological process: mitotic DNA replication; DNA replication initiation; double-strand break repair via break-induced replication. Gene Ontology annotation, cellular component: nucleus; MCM complex. Lineage: Eukaryota; Metazoa; Arthropoda; Insecta; Blattodea; Kalotermitidae. Gene Ontology annotation, molecular function: single-stranded 3'-5' DNA helicase activity; single-stranded DNA binding; ATP binding. The transcript has 15 exons. The record is from RefSeq and is a predicted model, not a curated record.
GGCUACUCUACGAUUGCACGGUUCCCGCCAAUUGUGGAAGGUCUGUUUCGAAGUGGGUGUUGUUUUGGUGAGGGUGGUUUUCAAGCUUAGAAUAAAAUAAUAUAAAAUAUUAUUCAUCUAAUGGUGCAUAUUUAAUUUAAAUAUUUAAUUCGGUACAUUUUAUUAGAACUAAUAUGGAUGUGUCAGAGGCUCAAAUUGGUCAACAGCGUGUGCGGGAUGAAGUCGGGGUUAGAUGUCAGAAAUUGUUUCAAGAUUUCUUAGAAGAGUACAGAGAGGAUGGCAAGAUCAAAUAUUUAUGUGGCGCUGAAGAACUACGGAAUCCAGAGAGAAGUACACUUGAAGUUUGUUUUGAAGAUAUUGAAAAGUAUAACCAGAAUCUGGCAGCCACAAUAAUAGAAGAAUAUUACAGGAUAUUUCCAUUCUUGUGUCAAGCAGUACGUAACUUUGCUGUGGAUCGAGGGGAAGCAAAAGAUGACAAGGAGUACUAUGUGAGUUUUACCGAUGUGCCAACUCGUCACAAAGUUCGAGAGCUGACAACAGCAAAAAUUGGAACUCUGAUUCGCAUCUCAGGGCAGGUGGUACGGACUCAUCCAGUUCACCCAGAACUUGUAUUAGGAACAUUCAUCUGUUUGGACUGUCAGACAUUGAUAAAGGAUGUGGAACAGCAGUUCAAGUUCACAAAUCCGACAAUCUGCCGCAACCCCGUGUGCAGCAAUAGGCGACGCUUCAUGCUAGAAGUGGACAAGUCAGUGUUUGUUGAUUUUCAGAAAGUUCGUAUUCAGGAAACACAGGCUGAGUUGCCUCGGGGAUGCAUUCCUCGUAGUGUGGAGGUGGUGCUAAGAGCAGAUGCUGUGGAAAGUGUCCAGGCUGGAGAUCGCUAUGACUUCACAGGAACACUGAUUGUGGUGCCAGAUGUUGGGGCAUUAGCUCUUCCAGGUGCCAAAGCUGAAGUAGGUUCACGUCACAAAGCUGGGGAGACAAACACAGAAGGUGUUCGAGGUCUUAAGGCACUUGGUAUUCGCGAACUGCACUAUCAUAUGGCUUUUCUGGCAUGUUCAGUCCAGCCAACAAGUCCUAGGUUUGGAGGUGGAGAGUUGCUAAUGGAGGAGGUUACAGCUGAAGUGAUGAAGCAGCAGAUGACUGAUGCAGAGUGGAACAAAGUGUAUGAGAUGAGCCGUGACAGGAGCUUGUACCAGAACUUGGUUGACAGUCUGUUCCCAUCAGUACAUGGUAAUGAUGAAGUUAAGAGAGGCAUUGUCUUGAUGCUGUUUGGUGGCGUUCCCAAGAAAACAAUGGAGGGAACCACACUGAGAGGUGAUAUCAACUGCUGUAUAGUAGGGGACCCAAGCACUGCCAAGUCUCAGCUGCUCAAACAGGUGGCAGACUUUAGCCCCCGAGCAGUGUACACCUCUGGCAAAGCAUCUAGUGCAGCUGGUCUAACAGCAGCUGUUGUCAAAGAUGAGGAGUCAUUUGACUUUGUGAUAGAGGCUGGUGCCCUUAUGCUGGCAGACAAUGGUAUAUGCUGCAUUGAUGAGUUUGACAAGAUGGACCCUCGUGACCAGGUGGCAAUCCAUGAAGCUAUGGAACAGCAGACAAUCUCAUUAGCCAAGGCUGGUGUAAGAGCUACUCUGAAUGCUAGAACUUCAAUCCUUGCUGCAGCAAAUCCAAUAGGUGGUCGCUAUGAUAGAGCAAAGUCACUGCAACAGAAUAUCGCUCUCACAGCACCAAUCAUGUCAAGAUUCGACCUCUUCUUUAUCUUGGUUGAUGAGUGUAAUGAGGUGGUGGAUUAUGCCAUUGCCCGCAAGAUUGUAGACCUGCACAGCAACAUAGAGGACACUGUGAAGAGAGUAUAUUCUCGGGAGGAAGUGUUACGCUAUAUCACUUUUGCUCGUCAGUUUAAACCCCUGAUCAGUGAGGAGGCAGCAAACCUUUUGGUGGAGCAGUAUACACAUCUCAGGCAGAGGGAUAGUAUGGGUGGAGGGAAGGCUACCUGGAGGAUCACAGUUAGGCAGCUGGAGAGUAUGAUCCGUCUGUCAGAAGCUAUGGCUAAAAUGGAAUGCUCUGAUGAGGUGCAUACAAAACAUGUGAAAGAAGCUCACCGCCUGCUGAACAAGUCGAUCAUUCGUGUUGAGCAACCUGACAUACAUCUGGAUGAAGAGGAACAGCUGGCAGAUGAGCCAAUGGAUCUGGAUGGAGAAAAUAGGGAUGUACCAAAUGCUGAGUCCAGGGCAAUGAAUGAUGAUGCAGAUGGUGAAAGAGAUGCACAGAAAAAGAGAAAGCUUAUUCUGUCAUUUGAGGAGUACAGGACACUGUCUACUAUGCUGAUUGUACAUAUGAGAAAUGAAGAAAUUCGAGCAGAAAGAGAAGAGCAAGGAAGCAGUGAAGGUUUGAAGCGGAGUGAUGUGGUGGCUUGGUACCUAGAGCAGGUACAAGAUCAGAUUGAGACUGAGGAAGAGUUGGUCGAGAGGAAGGCACUGGUUGAGAAAGUGAUUGACCGACUCAUUUACCAUGAUCAAGUUAUCAUCCCAUUAAUGAAGACAGGACUGAAGGGAGGUGAAGAGUCAAGUGAAAGUGAUCCACUGCUUGUGGUGCACCCAAAUUACAUUAUAGAAAUGUGAUUGGCAUAUUAAUCAUGACUGGCAAAAGGUAAAGAUGUCCAUGUGCUUAACUAAUUAAGCACUAUUCCAUGAAGGUGUAUGGGGGAGUGGAUGUAU